Eutrema salsugineum is the source of this 603-nucleotide messenger RNA. Its product is annotated as calmodulin-like protein 7. NCBI's taxonomy places the organism in Eukaryota, Viridiplantae, Streptophyta, Magnoliopsida, Brassicales, Brassicaceae. Gene Ontology annotation, molecular function: calcium ion binding. The record is from RefSeq and is a predicted model, not a curated record. Bases 148 to 603 code for a protein of 151 amino acids. The transcript has a single exon.
GAUUCAUCGAUCUCCAAGAAGCCAGGAAAGGGUAGGCGAUCUUCCCGUAAACCCUUUGUAAACCCUUUCUCGGCAUCUCGGACCCCUUUCCAAUAUAUAUAUAUAUCAUUUUUUCCUCCACACGCAACCCUACUAAUUAUAGAACUAAUGGAUCCAACAGAGCUAAAACGCGUGUUCCAAAUGUUCGACAAGAACGGGGACGGUACGAUCACGAAAAAAGAGCUGAGCGAGACGCUGCGAAGCCUCGGGAUUUACAUCCCCGACAAAGAGUUGGUUCAGAUGAUCGAGAAGAUCGACGUGAAUGGUGAUGGGUGUGUGGACAUAGACGAGUUUGGGGAGCUUUACAAGACGAUAAUAGAAGAGGAAGACGAAGAGGAAGAGGACAUGAAGGAAGCUUUCAAUGUGUUUGACCAGAACGGAGAUGGGUUUAUAACGGUGGAUGAACUGAAGGCGGUUUUGUCUUCCUUGGGGCUUAAGCAAGGUAAGACACUGGACGAUUGUAAGAAGAUGAUUAAGCAAGUGGAUGUUGAUGGUGAUGGUAGGGUUAAUUACAAGGAGUUUAGACAAAUGAUGAAAGGCGGUGGGUUUAGCACUUUGAGCUAA